Molecule: messenger RNA, 1014 nt
Organism: Closterium sp. NIES-65
Lineage: Eukaryota; Viridiplantae; Streptophyta; Zygnematophyceae; Desmidiales; Closteriaceae
Source: the annotation of a GenBank genome assembly
AUGCCCGUUUAUUUUCGAGGCGCCUCAAAACUAGACUUCAAUCGUGAGUGGAGGUGCUUUUCCCCCAAUUCUUGUUUCGUUAACCUGUGUGUCAUUCAAACUUUCUCAUUGUGCCAUGCCCCUCAAUCCCUCCCAUGCCGUUUCAGCGCCCCCCUUCCUCUCCCCACCUCCCCACCCCCUCUCUUCUUGCAAUCUUUUCUGUUCCCCGACCUGCGUAUGUCAAAGGAGUAUCGGCAGCUGGCAGACAUUCAGAUGAACCGCUUCCUUCCUCCCCUCUAUUCAUGCCUGGUAUUCGUAUCUCCCCCACCACUCCCCCUCCUCUCUCAUCCCUCCCACUCUUUGCAGCCUUCUGUUCCCCGACCUACUCUGUUCCCCGACCUACGUAUGUCGAAGGAGUAUCGGCAGCUGGCAGACACUCAGAUGAACCGCUUCCUAGACGUGCUGCUGAAAGAUAUGAUGGGGUCAAUAGGUGCACCCACCACGGGCAUUCCUCCUGCCGAGUUCCAGAAAAGACUGGAUGCAUUCAACGUGGCAUUUGAGGAGCUCUGUUUCAACAUGCGCCGAUUCCACGUGCACGACUCGGUGGCGCGCACUCAGAUCCGUGGCGUGUGUCACGAGCGAAUCCUCUCCUCCUACAAGGAGUUCCUCAUGCCCUUCAGGUGCGCCCCUCCCCCCUCCCCACACACCUCUCUUCCUCUCUUCCUCUCCCUCGCAACGUGUGUCACGAGCGCAUCCUCUCCUCCUAUAAGGACUUCCUCAUGCCCUUCAGGUAACCCAAUUCCCCUUUCAGGUAACCUGUCUGUGCUGUUUCAACACCUUCAACCCUCCCCUCCUUCAACCCUUCCCUCUCUGCUGUGUCACGAGCGCAUCCUCUCCUCCUAUCAGGACUUCCUCAUGCCCUUCAGGUGCUCCUCCCCUCUCUUCCUCUCUUCCUCUCCCCUCUGCUGUGUCACGAGCGCAUCCUCUCCUCCUACAAGGACUUCCACAUGCCCUUCAGCAGUUCCAAGAGAGUGA